Molecule: messenger RNA, 5789 nt
Organism: Motacilla alba alba
Lineage: Eukaryota; Metazoa; Chordata; Aves; Passeriformes; Motacillidae
Gene: SUSD5
Product: sushi domain containing 5
Exons: 5
Coding region: 1090-2952 (620 amino acids)
Biological process (GO): cell adhesion; Notch signaling pathway
Molecular function (GO): hyaluronic acid binding
Source: RefSeq, a predicted model, not a curated record
AAGGGAAAAAAUUUUAAGAAGCUGAAAUAAAAGCAAAAUAGGAUGGGAAUAUGAAAACAACAUUUCUGAGCCCUGCUGAGUUCCAACAGCAACACAAAACUAUUCCGUUUAUAUAUUUAGCUAAAUAAAUCCUGGCAUCAUCACUAGUAUGUUUCCUCUCAUUGUAGGGGUUUCUUCUGACUUGUGUUGGGACAAAUAUAAAACGAAUGAGAAUGAGGGACAGAUGUCAGCUCUGUAAGUGCUAGUGGGAACUGGAAACUCCCUUCACCAGCUGCUUUCAGAGUGUUCAAAUCUGACCAAGACCAUUUAUCUGGAGCAGGAGUGCUGACGGAGACCAGCUGAUGGACCCCAUCUUCAACCUGCAGUUCCUCGUGGCCAUCCCAAAGCUGGAAUCUGAAAUAGCAGGAUUAAUCCAUCCCAGCGCUGCUCUUCAGGGAGCCUUGGUCGCCAGGGUCCCAUGCCUUUGUCACUUCUCCUCAGCCCUCACCUGAGCACCAUCACUCUCGCUGCAGCAGCCACUGACCUCAGCAAGGCACUGCUGGCUGAUUUUGCGUUGAGGAGAGGAAAACGCUCCCCACGCCUGCACCCAUCCCUCUGGAGAUGCACAGCUGAGCCCACAAACUCACCAGCACCAGCUAUGGAGCUGCCCUUCUCCUCUCAGACAGGGAUUGCUGCUACUCGUCGCUUGUCCUUUCCCCCCUUCUCUCUCCCUCCUGGCUUUUGCAUUUCCUCCACCGUGAUCCAUUAGGUAUUUACCGGCAGGAUAAUGUGACUUUUCACACCGGUUCUCUGUGUGCGCUGCCCGGCAGACUGGGCUGGAUAAAGCCUCUCCCCAAGCCCAGCUGGCUGGACAUCUCCCCCCCACCUUCCCCUCCCCUUCACACUAGCCAAGCCAAGGAUUCCUCUCUCCCUCCCUCUUUCUUUUUCCACCCCUCCCGCCUUCAGAGCAAGCCCAAGACGCAGGAUCCUGCCGAGGGAAAGUGCUCCUUGAAAUCAUCACCGCAGACCCCGCUACGAAAGUGCAGAGGAGGAGAGAGAAAAAGCCUCGGCAGCCAACCUCCUGCAGCUGAAGGCUUUGGAAGCAGGGCAAUGGCUCCAGGCUCUCAGAGAUUCUCUCUCACCUUUCUCCAGGGUGUGGGAUCUGUCUUCUUCUUCUUCCUUCAGAUCAUCUCUGUUCAGGCUGAUGGGAAAGUGUUUGCACUUGAGUCCAAGAACAACUCUCAGGGUCUGGAUUUAGCCGAAGCUGAGAAAGCUUGUGUUGACCUGAGUGCUCGCUUAGCAACUGCAGAAGAACUGAAAAGGGCUGUUCUGGACUGUUCUUUUGCUGGCUGCACCACAGGAUGGCUCGCCAGCGGCUCUGCUGGGACAAUUAUAUGCAGAAAGACGGGCAGCAAACAGCAGAGCGUGAAAGCCAUUGAUGUUAAAAUUGAAACCGAUCCCUUUGUGAAUGACCAAUAUGAUGCUUUUUGUGUAAAGGAUGAAGACAAGCCCUGUGGGGACCCACCAUCCUUCCCCCACACCAUCCUGCACGGCCACACUGGCUUUGAAAUGGGGGACGAGCUGCUGUACGUCUGUGCCCAGGGCUAUGUCAUGGGCAACAAGGAGAAGGCGUUCACGCUGCUCUGCGACAGCUGCGGGGAGUGGUACGGCCAUGUCCAGGCCUGCGUCAAAGAUGAAACCGAGGCACACAUUGACUAUGAAGAUAACUUUCCCGAUGACAGAUCAAUACCUGUUGCUGAGAAUGACCGACACAAUGGCAAAGAGGAAAUUGAGCAGGAGCAAAUACAGCUUUCCUUCAGUAAAACUUCAGAGGAAGGAAGAACUGGAAGUACCAAUGGGGUUACUCAGCACACAGACAUUUCUGAAAAAGGAAGCAGGGCACCAACCGAGUCCCCUGUGUCACUCCUCAGCCAAAAAAACUUGUUUUGGUUUCCAUCAGAAACUUUCAGUGAGCCCGAACCAGAGAAAGAGACAGAUGAUUCCACUAAAGCACAGUUUUCUGAAGGUGAUAACCACAUUGGUGUGAAGACAGUCUAUGAUGAACCUGGUGCCAAAAUGUUUUAUGACAGCGAGGAUUUCCCCAUUGGACCCAUUCUCACAACUAAUGAUACAAAGACAGCAAUGGAUGCAGUUGCCAUCACUGACGAGUCGUGGUUAGAUGGAUAUCCAGUAACACAAGAGGUGGUAGAGGAGGAUGAAGAGGGUGAUAAAGUUGAUGGUUCGAUGGGAACAGAAGAUGACAUCAUCCUCACAACUGACCAGCCAAAUCAUGUGGAAGUAAGAAAAUCGGGAAAUGGCAGCCCAGCUCCAGAGGAAGGUCUAACAGGGAUCGUGGCAGCAACAACAGCGGUAGAUGAUGAACGGGCUGAAGAGACAGCGGUGCCACUUACAUCAGUGAGUGGGCUGGAGGACUUCAGUGUCAGCAGGGGUUAUGAUGAUGCGGCGUGGGAACAUCCGGCUACAUCUCCGGAAACUGUGACUCAGGAGCCCACUACAACGAUGCUGUUUGACAUCAGCAGCUUAAAAACGUCCAUGUCAGAAACCUCUGUGACCGUCAGCCCCUCCGAUCACACUCCAUACACAGAACCAAGGGACACAGCCACCUACCCAGAACAAGUAGCAACCACUGCACUGGCUCCAGACAUCAUUAUUGACACAACGUCCCAGGAAUUAGCUGAGCAAGAAAAUCUCACCCAGGGCCUUGGAGAAAAGCCCGUCCCCACUUCUGAGCCAUGUGAGGGAGAGGAUUGUCCCAAGUCCAGUAAAGGUGCUAUCAUAGCAGUAAUAGUGAUUCUUCUCUGCUUGUUACUGGGUGCAGCUGUUCUGGCAGUGUGGUUUUUCAAAAAAAGGCAGCAGAAAAAUUCUGUUUAUAAACUAAACGGAAGGUGUCAGCCCAGACAUCACUGUUACCACCACUACCACCACCAGCACAUUGAAAUGCAGAAAGUCUAACCAGGGGCCUUUUGGCAGAGAUCAGAAGAAAAAACAUAUUGAUGCUAGAAGAAUCACUUGACUCAUGGAUGCUAAAAUCCAGCAGUGCAGAAAGCAGAAGAAAAAAAAUGCUAGAAGAACAUAGAAGACAGAAAAGAUUUCAUCCUUUUGAAAUUGCAGUCUAGCAUACUUGACUUUUCAGAGCUAAAGAAUCUGUACAUUUUUAUCACAAGGGUCUUUUGGAGACACCAGCAGGACACAGUGUGCUCAGUAGUACAUCUUCCAUUUGUUCCGCUUUUACAUUUUGCUCCUAUUAAUAAUAAAUUAAUUGAUUAAUUUCUGUGUUACCUGGUUAUAAUGUAAUGGUAGGACUGGUCAGGCCUCUUUGGUGUGUUCUCAGUGGAAGAGGAAAAGAAGGAGGGAAGAAUGGAAAAAGGAUUUUUUGGAGCAACCACACACUUGGUGUUUGUUCUUUUUUUAGAACCUGCCCAAGCUGGUCAGGAUGAACCACCAUAACAAAUUAUUACCUGAUGUGUCUUAAAAAGAAAAACUAUUUUCUACCAGACUUUAAUGGAUAGUAUUGCAAUGAUUACUAAGGUCAUUUUCUUCAAUGUUGUGAAUUUAACAAGCCACAAAUGUUGGAUCGUUACGCUACUUUUCUGGAAGGUGUUCUUUUAGCCUUAGUGAAGAAAUGCCAUUCUUAUAACUAAUCUUCCUGUAGAAAUGAUGAUGUUUCCCUGGAAUUCAGAGAAUACUGUAAGUGCCAUUCUUCCUUGAGCACGAGGAGGAGAGGAGUCAGAGCACCUUUGAAUGCAGGUGUUAUGAUGAGUAGCCUCUCAUCACAGAGCCAAACACCGAUAAAGCACUUUCCAGGGGAACCCUGUAUAAAAUCGGCUGCUUUCUGAACACGAUGUUGACUGACCAAGAUACUGAACUUUAAUUCACAGCCAGUAGUACCUCUGGCAACUGAAGCCAUGUGUAAUACUUGUGGAAGGACUGAUUUUUCACCAUUCUGCUCUUGCAUUGGCUGGAGGGGUGGACAUUGGCUCUGGGAGAUGGGAACCCCUUUACACACUGCUUAUUGUGGUUUGAAAGGUAAAGCAGACCUGGGAAAGAAAUAUGUUGCAUCUAGUUGAUAAAAUGCAUUCAGCUUUUAGACUGGGUGUUGGUGUAAAAGCACUUAGGCUUUUCCAACAGCACAUUCCAUCUCCAACAGUUCUGAAAAUAAACACAAAGAGACGGGAACACGUUUUCUAGGAUCCCUUAGCAUGGUUCCUGUGAGUUUAGUAUGAGGUCCUCCUUACAUUUCUGAAUGAACAAGAGGAAGUCUGGCAACUGUGAAUAAUCUGCAGGUCAGAAAUAAAUUCAUCUGCCAUUCAGCCUUAGUCAAAGAGCAAGAAAAGGUGCCUGGGUGGAGUUCAUUCCAUGCUCUGGCUCGAGUCACAGUGGUAAUCACCUCUAACUCCAUGGAAGGUAGGCUUUAUGAAAUGGAGUGCAGAACUGGGCCCAUCUUAUAUGCAGCCAUCAAUCUCAGGGCUGGUAAGCAAAAAAAAAAGCAUUUUUAGACAAUGGCUAUGGGUUAUCUUGGAGAGUUUGACCUCAGAGGGGUAAGAGUUGAAUCUUGUUGCCUGGCAAGAGCCACAGUAAAUAAAAAUGACAGAAACUGUACAGAUUUGUAAAUAUGUCUCUGACAUAUGCAUGACUUUAUGCUUUUAAUGCAUUCUACACUAUGAAAUGACUCAAAAUUUCUGUUGUAAACUAUUUUUUUAAAGCAGUUAAAAAAAGAAAAAAACCCAACAAUGGAUUUCACAACAAGCAACUUUAUGGAGACUGUUAACUCAACUAAAACCUAUCAUCUGUAAUCCCAUGGAAAUAUGCUGAAAAAUGAACACAGGAACAUCCAUUAAAAAUAUUGCUUAACUGAUAGGUACAAGUAGGUGUUACAGUUCCAUGUAGCAUCAUUCUAAAUGAAAAGUCAAUUCUAUUUGUCCCAGGAACUGAAUGUGUAAAAAUGAGACUCAAAAUAUAAUUACAAACACAAAUUGUACAAGGAUCUUAUUGGAGACUUAGAAACACUUGUUAUUCACGAACCAGAAGAAAGUGUACAUUAACAUAAUGCUUUGGAGGUAUUUAAAUAAAACUUGAGUUACAAAAACACGAGGAAAGGAAGUGUGUGUGCAUGUGUUUUUGUGCAAAUCAUCCAGUUUGCCCACAGGUUUAUGGAGAAAAGACAAGCCUGUUACUUUCACAUUUCUUGUAGAAGACACUUUGAUAUUAAAAAUAUUACCUAAAAAGUGUUUAGCUUAGACUGACAGCCCAGUUCUGAUUUAGAGCAUCUACCCUCCUCUGCAGCAUCAUCUGUUUGUAUUCACAGUAUUCACUUUACCAGGGAGUUUGGGAAAACUAAUAAACAGAUGGGGAUAAGCAUCUCUUCAAUUAUACAUUUGACUUAGACUUCCUUCUGUGUGUGAAACUUGGCUAAUCACAGAUAAUGGGAAUGGCAAACAAUAUACACACUAUACGAUGAAUACAAAGUCUUAACAUGAUAAGGUCAAAAUAGAGUAGGAGAUAAAUUAAUUAGAAAUCAAAGCUGAAACUGCCAGCUGCAUGUCGAAAUUAGGAGAAGAACAAAAUAGGGGGAAUACCAGAAGUAUUUUUGUGAUGUGACAUCUGGCCAUUGAUCUGUUACUCUGUGAUAAAAGUUACAUAUCAUUCUCUUCUAGGGAAACCACAUGUUACAACAGGCUGGUCAGAAUUUUCCCACUGGGGUCAAGAUUGGGAUAUCAUCUCCCUUUCCUCUCCUUUCCUUUGUUAACCCAUUAACUUGGCCCCCAUUUCAUACAGACCCUGUGCUACAG